CCUCCGCUGAAGCACCUUCUUCCGCCCUUACUGGCGCCACUUCCGCUGAAGCACCUUCUUCCGCCCUUACUGGCGCCACUUCCGCUGAAGCACCUUCUUCCGCCCUUAACUAGGGCGCCUGUAACCCAAGCACUUCCGCCCUCACGCAAGCCCAGCUUUCCAACAGUUAUGGAUUUCCGCGCGUACCAUCAACUAGCCAAUCAGAGCCUGCAUGAGGCUGGACUCGGCCGAAGCGAACGCUAAUUGGAGCUCUCUACCUCAUGGCUGCUUGGGUUUGGACAUCCCAGCUCCGGCCAGGAGACGGUGCAUGAACAUGAAUUGCUGUGGCCUCUUGGGUGCCUCAGGAUCGUCCCAAAGCACGUUUUCCGAGACAAGCAUCUUGCAGCCUUAGCAAUCCGGGCCUCCCCAGGGUCAAAGGCCACAGCAGUCAACCUGCAGCGGCGGCCGCUGACCCACCAGUCCCGAUGGGCCCCACGGAAGGCACGGCGAGGCCAGGGCGCUUCUUCGGUGUCUACCUGCUCUACUGUCUGAACCCUCGGCAUCGGGGCCGCGUCUACGUAGGGUUCACCGUUAACCCUGCUCGCCGAGUUCAACAGCACAAUGGGGGCCGCAGAAAAGGCGGGGCCUGGCGGACGAGUGGUAGAGGGCCCUGGGAGAUGGUGCUCGUCGUGCACGGCUUCCCGUCCGCCGUGGCCUCUCUUCGGUUCGAAUGGGCCUGGCAGCACCCGCACGCCUCGCGCCGCCUGGCGCACGUGGGACAGCGCGCGCGCGGCGAGGCGUCCUUUGCGUUCCACCUGCGCGUGCUGGCGCACAUGCUACAGGUGCCGCCCUGGGCGCGCCUCCCGCUCACCGUGCGCUGGCUGCGCGCCGACUUCCGCCAGGACCUCUGCCCACCGCCGCCGCCCCACAUGCCGCUGGCCUUUGGGCCGCCUCCGCCGCGAGGCCCGAGGCGUGGAGAUGUUCCCAGUGUCGACCGAGAGUCGGAGCUGGGCGCCGAGGCCCACUGCGCUGUGUGCGCCCGCACCCUCCAGGAUGAAGAAAGCCCUCUGUGUUGCCCGCAUCCUGGCUGCCCUCUAAGGGCCCACGUGAUCUGCCUCGCAGAGGAAUUCCUUCAAGAGGAGCCAGGGCAACUUUUGCCCCUAGAGGGCCAAUGCCCUGGCUGUAAGAACUCAUUGCUGUGGGGAGACCUGAUAAGGCUGUCCCAGACAGGAACCAAGGAGAAUGAGGAAGACUCAGAAUUAGAAGAGGAACACUGGACAGACUUGCUGGAGAACUGACCCCAGUGUCCCCAAACCCCCACUGCUUUUCUCUGCCACUGUUUUUCACUUGUGUAAAAUAAAGAGCCUAAGUUAAGGGUACCUUCUGGUUUUUGCAGGGGGGUGGAGAGAGGAGGCAGAGGC
Loxodonta africana (African savanna elephant) is the source of this 1400-nucleotide messenger RNA. RefSeq names its product SLX1 homolog A, structure-specific endonuclease subunit (gene SLX1A). NCBI's taxonomy places the organism in Eukaryota, Metazoa, Chordata, Mammalia, Proboscidea, Elephantidae. Gene Ontology annotation, molecular function: 5'-flap endonuclease activity; crossover junction DNA endonuclease activity. The transcript has 6 exons. The coding region runs from base 465 to 1277 and encodes 270 amino acids. Gene Ontology annotation, biological process: double-strand break repair via homologous recombination. Gene Ontology annotation, cellular component: Slx1-Slx4 complex. The record is from RefSeq and is a predicted model, not a curated record.